AUUUAAUUAAGAAGAUUUGGUCGAAAAUGGCAGCUUGUCAUCACUUAACCCAAGAAUUUGUGAAAGAUAAUUUUCAUAACACCUUGAUUUAUAAAGACGAAUGCAUGAGGUGUUAUAACAACCCUGAAGGAGAGAAUGGAAUUAACCUGUGCUUAAAAACCCUGCAAGGUUUUUGUACAGAUGAAGGACACUCACAGCAACAUUUCGAGAAGACAGGAAAUCCAAUCGUUUUAAACAUUAAAAAGAUUCCCAAGCUUGUAGAUGGAGAACCCCAGAAAAUUACUAAACUAGCUAUAGGAAAAGAAGGUGGUGGAGGUAUUGAUGACCCUUUCGAUACAGUAACCAGCUUGCAUUGCCUCGCUUGAAACAUUGAACUUGAUAAGACAGGAGCUUUCAUUGCUCCGAUUAUUGAUAGUAUCCUUCUAUCAAAAUCUGCUUUCUUUGAAUCUCAAGUCGGUGAAUGGGAACAAGAUAUUAAAGAAUGUGAAUGUGUAAAGAAUCUUGAUCAGUCUGAAUGCCAGAAGAUAGCAUCUAAAUCACUAGCAUCAUGUGGAGAGUGAGACCUUAAAGCAAACCUUUGGCUCUGUAUGAUUUGUGGCCAUCUUGGGUGUGGAAGACAGCAAUAUGGAGGUCUUGAUGGAAAUAGUCAUGCUAUAGCUCACUUUGAAUCUACUUCCCAUCCGGUUGUAUGCAAAAUGGGUACAAUUACUCCACAAGGAACUGCUUCAUUGUACUGCUACAAAUGUAAUGACGAUAUAUUUGAUUCCAAGCUUGGAGAGCAUCUUCAGAAUUUAGGAAUAGACAUGGGACUUCAGACAAAGACUGAAAAGACUUUAACUGAAAUAAACUUGGAACUCAAUUUAUCCUUAACUCUCUCAAAAGCUGUAGAGGAAGGAAGAGUUCUGACCCCAAUCUUCGGACCAGGAAAUACUGGAAUGAUAAACCUCGGCAACUCUUGCUACCUAAACUCUGUGAUUCAGGUUUUGUUCUCCUACGAUAGAAUUGGGAAUCAUUUUUAUAACAUGUAUGAAGACCAUCAUAAGGUGUGAGACAAACUCACAACCGAGUGCUAUGAUUGCCAAUUAUCCAAGCUCGCACAUGGACUCAAGUCAGGAAAGUACUCAGAGAGGAAAGAACAGCCAGUUCCUCAGCAUGACCAACAAACUGAAGAGGAAAAGAAGCAGAUGGAGGUGUAUCAAGAUGGUAUCAGACCUCAAAGCUUCAAGAAUCUUAUUGGUAAAGGCCAUGAAGAGUUCUCCUCUGGAAGACAACAAGACUCCCAAGAAUAUCUGCAGUACUUCAUGGAAGUUAUUGAAAAGGAGGAAGUUAAGAGAGGAAGAGAAAAUCCUUGUCAGAUGUUCAACUUUGGCCUCGAACAUAGAUACGAAUGCCAAGCCUGUAAAGGAGUUGCAUAUAUCCCUGAGAAAACUAACCAAUUAAAUCUGCUCAUCAUGAAAGAUUCUGAUGAAGAAAUGAUCCCUGAAGAAGAGGAGAUGAAGAACGGCCUAGAACGAUUCCUAUCUGAUGAAGCCAUUGAAAAAGAUUGCCCAGGCUGUUCAGGAAAGCAGACAUUUUUAAGGAGGACUAGAUUUUUAAAUUUCCCUGAAGUCAUGAUAGUAGUUGCUCAAAGAUUUACUUUUCAGAACUGGACACCAACAAAGAUCAAUACUUCUCUGAAGGUCAUACUUGAUGACCUUGACCUGACUCCUUAUAAAGUCAGUGGAGGGGUACAAGAAGGCGAAACAGCUCUUCCAGAUGGAGGAGAAGUCGAGGUAGAAGUUGAUGUAGAAAUUAAUCAGGACCAAUUGAAUCAAUGCUUAAUGAUGGGCCUACCUGAGCUUGCAGCAAAGCAUGCCUUGCAUAGUACAGGAAACUCAGGGGCUGAUGCAGCAGUUACUUGGUACUUCUCUAAUAUGGAGAAUCCAGUGAUAAAUGGACCCCUUCCAAAAGAAAAGAAAAUGGUUAAACAAGGUGGAUUCGCAGCCCCAGUUGAAGAGGAGAAAGUUGAGGAGGCAGUAUCUGUUGAUGAAGGAUCUUUUUCUAUGCUAGCAGGAAUGGGAAUGGAUCCUGAAAGAUCUAGAAAAGCUCUGAUCAAGUUUAACAACAAUCUUGAGCAAGCUUUAGACUAUAUUACUUCCCAUGGCCCCGAAGAGGAUGAGUUUGAAGAAGAAAAACAAGAUGGCCCAGAAGCUAAAGAGUGGAUUGUAGAUCCAAGACCUGGAGUAUAUGACCUCAAUGCUUUCAUUACUCACCUUGGAAAUUCAAUUCAUUCCGGUCACUAUGUUGCACAUAUCAAAAAAGGAGAAGACUGGGUACUUUACAAUGAUAACAAAGUUGUAAUUACUUCUGAUCCUCCUCAUGACAAGGCCUUCGUUUACUUCUAUAAAAAGAAAGAUUAA
Moneuplotes crassus is the source of this 2399-nucleotide messenger RNA. Lineage: Eukaryota; Ciliophora; Spirotrichea; Euplotida; Euplotidae. The record is from the annotation of a GenBank genome assembly.